Morone saxatilis (striped sea-bass) is the source of this 6580-nucleotide messenger RNA. It is a transcript of the gene iglon5, whose product is annotated as IgLON family member 5. The transcript has 8 exons. Gene Ontology annotation, cellular component: neuron projection. NCBI's taxonomy places the organism in Eukaryota, Metazoa, Chordata, Actinopteri, Moronidae. Bases 518 to 1519 code for a protein of 333 amino acids. The record is from RefSeq and is a predicted model, not a curated record.
GACGCGCUGCAUACCAACAGAGACAUACGGGAGCAGGCUAAUUAAGGCUGAAGUGGCGACUUGAGACUGGUCGGGACGCACAGACUCCAUCCUGUUCUCUGACAACAACAAAAAACAUAUUUAUGUCAAGUCAGUGGACAGUUGAAAUUUUACCCUCUCUUCCCAUGAAUUUUCUAAAAUAUCUGAUCUUUCCUUCAAGGCUCUGAGAGACAAACUAAGUGUCUGGGAUAUUUGGGUUUUUUUUCCUGCUCCUGAUAUUUUUCUGGUUGAGAGAUUCUUCUACACAGAAGAAGACAAACAGAAUUCUCCGUUUCUCUCUCCGACAUCAAAAGGAAAAGUCAAGUGGACAAGACUGAUGUUUUCGUCCAGUCACAUGUAGAAGCGUUGGACUAUUGCUGUUGACAUUCAUUCCCCGGGUCGGUUUUUUUAUACACAGAUUCCCCGCAACGGCACCGUAAAGGAGGAAUACCAAGGCAUUUGGCUGCAAAACAAGCAGAAAAUCAAUCAGAACUCCAUCAUGGGCUGCCCCCUCUUGCGGAACGCGUUUGCUGCUUUGAUCCUGGUUCUGCUGUCGAAAGGGUCCAGUGUGCACGGAGCAGAAUUCGGACACCUGCCGGACAACAUUACAGUGUUGGAAGGAGAAAGCGUCACUUUGAGAUGUCGGAUCGACGAGGAGGUGACCCACAAGGCCUGGCUGAACCGCUCUAACAUCCUAUUCACGGGAACAGACAAGUGGUCACUGGACAAGCGUGUGACGCUGGCCAACAGUAACAACAGUGACUUCUCCAUCCACAUCGACAAGGUUCAAAUAACUGAUGAGGGGCCCUACACUUGCACCUUCCAGGCCAAUAACAAGCCCCGCAUCGCCCACGUCUACCUCAUUGUCCAAGUGCCGGCCAGGAUCGUCAACAUCUCAAAAAACGUGUCGGUGAAUGAAGGAGAGAAUGUAAACCUCUUUUGUCUGGCAGUGGGUCGGCCUGAGCCCACCGUCACCUGGAAAAACCCAAGAUUUGGGUUGGUGAGUGAUGGGGAGUUCCUCGACAUCACAGAGAUUAAGAGGCUGCAGGCUGAGGACUAUGAAUGCAUCACCAACAAUGGAGUGGCUCCACCCGAUCAACGCAAGGUCAAGGUCACGGUCAACUACCCUCCCAUGAUUACAGACAUGAAGAACAUGCCAGCCCAAUUGGGUAAAACAGCCAUCUUGCGUUGUGAAGCCAUGGCGGUCCCACCAGCUGUCUUCGAGUGGUACAGAGAUGACCACAGGCCGGUAGAGAGUGACAACACCCUGAGGAUCAAAAACGAGAAGACGCGCUCGCUGUUGCUGUUCACCAAUGUGACAGAGAAACACUUUGGCAACUACACCUGCUUUGCCUCAAACCGCCUGGGGGCUUCCAAUGCCAGCAUGCUGCUGUUUCGACCGGGGGCCAUACAGGGGCGAGGGACCGGUUUACAUGCAGGAAUGAGUGUCAGCGUGUGUGUCUGGGUUUCCCUCUCUGCUUUUCUUCUGCUGAAGGUGUAAAGAUCGAGCUCCACCUGGAAUUGUCCCUUAACAUCCCUGAAAGGCCCGCCUCCCCCUCCCUCCCUCCCUCUCUUCCCCUCUCGGAAAGGAAGAAGGAAAUGAAAUUCUUUAAUUACGAACCCAUCACUGUGAACAAAAAGAAUAUGCAUUAAUCCAGGAGCCAUUGAAUCAUUGCAUAACACACAACCACAUCACACCCCCACCCCCAAAACCUGAGCACCCUCAAUUCAAUUUCGGGGUCAAAUCAUUGCCAUUAUCUCUUCCUCUCUCUCUCUCACACACACACUCUGAGUCUGUCUCUCUCUCUUUUUGUCUCCCAGAAUGCCUUGCAGAUUUGUCUGACUUGGUACUUCCCUCCUCACCCUAUUUUCCCCUCAUUAUUACCACUCGGCUGAUGUUGAUAGAGAGUGUACAUUAAUGAUUAUUGUGUCAGUGAUCAACAAGAAAAUAGAUAAUCUAACAACUGGACGAUCAUUUAUGUAAUAUACUACAUAGACUAAUGACUCACCUACAAUGUUUGCCUUAUGGAAAUGAUACAUUAAAUCACAAUAUUAUGGUGGAUAUUUAUGGAAAUUAUAGUUAUAAUGUGGUACUGGCGGUCAUGUGACCUUUUGAAAAUUGUCCAAUUGGUGGCCAUGUGAAGUGUCACCCUUUGAUCACACACCUACACACUCACACACACACACACACACACACACGUAUGGAUUUUUGAUUUUAACUGUGUAGCAGUGAAGCUGCUAUGAAUGAUGUCAAAAUGUAUUAAAAAAAGGGUGGGUGGUGACGGCGUUGGUCUUAACUACCCCUUUAUGUAAUUUGGGCGGUUUAUACCAAGGUUUCGCAUGUUGGACACCCUCACUACCCAAACCUUUUUAGCCCCACCCCCCUGCCCCUCUGUUCAACGUGCUCUGUCUAGUCGCCCUUCGCAUCGCUAUAGUGUUCUCUGCUCCGUGUCACCCCUCUCCUCCCUCCGUCUUCCUCCCCAGUGUAAAUAUAUGCAGUACAGAGGCCACGCUGGCGACCUCAAGUUGCCUGGCACUGAACAACAUCUCCCAUCAGCCUCGACUACGCUCCAGCUUUCUGAAGCAGCAAGAGACUGUCCAGUGACAACAAUAUCUUCUGUUUCAAAGCUGCAGCUCCAUCCUCUUUGUCGCUUGUUGAUAGCAUGUACUGGUUAGAGAUGUUCCUAUUGUGAGUCCAUACUCCCUACACUCCCUCCCUCCCCUCCCUCCCUGCACUGUGUCUGUUUUACUCUGCAAGGUUACCUGCUUUUACUUUUUUGGUGUUAAUAAUAGUACAGAUGAUGAUGAUGUUAAUAAGUAUUUGAAUAACUAUGAAUAGUAAUUCCAUGUGAGAAAAAAAAUGAACAAAAUCUGAUGGUAAUGAGCCGUGCGUGGGAAAAAUAAUUUUUGUACUUUACUCCGAGAAGUCACACACAUUGAACGACUACAAUGAAAAAACAAACAAAAAAAGAUGUAAAGUUUUCGAAGUGAUGUGCUCUAUUUUGCCAUGAUAAGCUUUUUAAAAACGCAUUUGAAACAGUCUGAGGGAUUAUUUCAUCCGAGUCCAGAAGCAGUGAAUGAUGAUGUAAUUUAUAAUUUGUAACAGUUUAUGUAUUGGACUCUUUUUCUCAUGCUGUUAACUGCAUCACACACACACACAUUUACAGCAUAUUUGUCCACUUAUCAUAGUGUGUCUCUCUCCGACCAGCUAGAUAAAUGAUUUGGAUCCAUGUCAGUCUCUGGUCGUGGCCGUAAGUCGGUUCUUGUUCAGCCCGACCGCAGGGAGAUAAAGAUGUAAUUAGCCAUUACCUGUGGCUGGCUAAGUGAAGGAGCCUGGGCUCCACCUGUCCCUCCUGCAAGCCAGUGAUGGCCCCCAUAAAUCAAGCUCAAUCCUGCCACUGACAGGAAUCCUCUUCAAGGACAACCUCGCCUUGGUGCACCAGUAUUCCCUCCAAUGUGUACCUGUGACAUGCAGGCGUGGGCACUACAAAACCCCCAUGGCACAAUUAUCCAUCCAGUUCCCCCGCACAGCACAAACAGUGGGAGGUAAGCCCAUAUUUCAAUACAGUGGCUCUACAGUUUCUCCACUGAAACACUGUUCCACUCACAUGCAGCGACUAUAUGCAAAUUUGCCAUAAUGAGCCUGCACGGAGAGAUGAGUUUACCCCUACUGAACCCUGACUACUGCGACCUUAAAGGGGAAUAACUCAUUAUUGAAUCAAUUGUCUGAAUGUGUUUUGUUUGAUUUUGUUUCAAACCAGCAAUAACCCCUAACUCUACUGUGCAAGAGGUAUCAGAUAUGGUUAAAGCUGUGGUGUAAUAUCUGAAAAUUUUCCAUUAACAAGGUAUAUCAAAUCAGUCUGUUGUUGUACUAUUACUGUGUACAGUACUAUGAAAUGAUUGUGAAGCUCUGUUUAAAUGGCCCUUAUUCUAAAACACUACAUGUUGUACUCAAAAAGUCUUGCCCUCUGCGAUGUAGUCGGGUUGUCUGUGUGACAGAACACACACUGUUUGUGCUUGCAUGUUGUUGCUCCAAAAAUAAUGACGGAUUCCAUUUCAAGCACAAGAGCAGGUCGUUUGGUCAGUGCAUCUUUUUUCUGUCUCAGUCACCAUUUCAUCUUCUCAGUAUCUGUCUUUAAUGCUGUAUUUUUGUUUUGUUUUGUUCCCCACUCCCAUACUGUACACUGUUCAUGUCAGCGUCCCACUGGAUUUGUCAGUGGCAUAUAACAUCUGUAUGUACAUAAUCUGUCCUUGAUGAAGAAAAAGAACAAAAAAACAGAAGAAAACAUAAAAAAAAAGAACCACGGACAAAAAAAUAACAUACUGUCAUGUUUCUCAAUGUGGGUUUGAAAAAAGCACGUCAAUGUUCAUGUAUGGGUGGAUUUUGAAAAAAAAAAAAAAACAAGCAAACAUUGUAUGUUGUGUUCAGGUUUAUGGGUAAAGGGUUCAGAUGGAGGGGAAUUCGGGCAAUAUGACUUGAAAUCAUGGAGUGGUGAUAAACAGAAUGUGGGUAUUUGUACAAACAAACAGCAAAAGAACAUGUUUUUAUGAGUCAUGAUGUAUGUAAAUGAGUCACACUUAUGGUGUGAGAGAGGAGCACUGGAGAGGGUGUGGGCAAGGAGGCCACAGAUCCCCUGGGUGAAUAAUUGGAGGGUAGAUGAGGAUGCUGUCGAGAGAGCACCCGGUCCGACGGGCCUGUGGGAGGAUACCCUGACAAUGCAAAUCCAAAAGCUGAGAGCCAGAGGGAGAUGGGAUGACACUAACCAAACACUGAACUCUCCAUUUAGGGGAAGAAGAUAGACAGGCGCUCAUAUUGCAUUUCCAAACUUUGGCGCUCCCAAGAGAAGGUGUACCGCACACUAUUUAUGGUUGCACUAUGUAAUAUGAAUAGCAUUAACAUAGCCUUGAUCACAAACACAGUCUGGCCUACUUCAAGUGUAUAAAUAACACCCCAACUGGGGUUCAAUGAGUUUACAGUGAUAUAAACAAGACGUUUGCUCGGCCCCUAAUUACAUUCGGCGCACCCUGAUGAGAAAGUGCUGAUUGGCUCCUGCAUCUGAAGGUUAUGAUGAUCUGUUUACAGAAUCUUUGUUAAUAAGGUGCCAUGGAGUUGUUGUUUAGACCUUACACAACUAGAACAUAGUUUACAGUACAUAGCAUUAUAUUGCACUUUAAUAGUUGUACUUUAGUUUGUUUAUGGUUUAUUAAUUAAUGAGUUUACACAGGGGAUAGCUGGAGAAGUAGGUGAAUUAAUAUAGUUGUAAAAUAAUUAGACACUUUUUGUUUUGUUUUUAUUUUUGUUAACAUAUCAGUGCAAUGUUGUGACACGGAUUUUAGGAACAGGGUUUGUAAAAUACUUUGAAAUACAUUUAAUGGUCACUGAGCACGGUGCCUUUGCUGAGAAGAGUCAGGUAAUGAAGCUCUUUAGGUUAUAAGGACUGACACAGCACAUUGUUCCUGAACUGAUGCAGUGAUAUAGUAAAAUAAUGAUGGUGCUUUAAAGCCCAGACUGUAGAAUAGUAAAAGAAGUGUACAGUUGGCCUGGAGAAGGUUUGAAUGUACUGCUUUCUUCGUUUUAUAUGUGGCAGGGUCAGGCUUUCCUACAACACCCUCCCUAUAUAGAACAGAUCCCGGACAGACUUUCAAUUCAGAAUGCAAUGGUUAAUCAAUACAUUCGACUGAAUGGCUUUGGAAUAGAGCAAUUGCUCCCUGGCCUGCCUUACCAGGUCCCCAGAAGCUGAAUUGAUCAAGUGUCUAUAGACCAGCCUUAGAACAGAGAGCAUAAUUCAUCAUGCCUGAUACAAGACACCCCUAAUUGUGCAUCGAUUUUAAGCUCUUCUCUGAAACUAUUUGGGCAAGCUGUAAUGUCAGCUCAGUAAACUAUGUGUUCAGAGCUAUGGUUCAGAUCCAGCGAAUGAAGGAUUAAUCACCUGUUUUUCUUUUCUAGUCAGUCUAGGUUGGUAUUUCUUGUUUGUUUUGCUGCAUAAUAUAGUACAUACAUGCUCCCUGGACACAUAAUUUACCGGCUGCUAUGGUACAUUAUAUUAUAUUAUUAAUGACAGAGAUGUAACCUAUAUCAUUUUUCAGUUGCCAGUGUCAGCAGCUAUUGACACUGGGUAUCUAGAGGCUUAUGUCUGGUUGUAAAAUACACACAUUAUAAUAUUAUAGGAAAUUAUAUGUAACAGAAUAAAAUUUACUAAUGCGAGACACAGAUGUUGCAGCACCAGAGUCAGUAUACCAAAAGGAUAUGCUAUGCAGAGUGACAAUUAUAUAUGAAUGAUUAUCAUUGUUAUAAAUCCCCUGUUCACGUCCUUUACAGCAAAGCAUGCCUAAUUCCCAUAUAUUAUCCUAAUUAUCCAUUGUUUACCAACUAUCUACAGGCUCAUUCAGUUCUCUUGGGCAAAGUCAGUGUUGCAAGUCUAUUAAGGCCCAGUACUUUUCCAUUACCACAGCUAAUGAGUGCAUUAGUAUACAGCAUGCAAGACAGGAUUGUGACGAAGAAAGUCUCAAUAACAUUGGGCACGAGGACACUUCAGGUGUUGGAAAUGACAUAAUUGUUAAU